UUUCUUCUUGUUUGUCGCAUUGCCCCCUGCGAGCCAUCAGUGGCUGGCUGUCUCUUCGGCUUCACCAGCCUGCCUGCCUUCGACACAUUUCCCCCACCGAGCCCCGGCAGCACAGAGGCUUUCUCGCAUCAUCAAUCACAACCGUCGUCAGUUAACCUCGGGGUAUCUGGGCGAACAAGCUUUCGAAUGAGUUGAAACGGCGCUUUUCGCUCCCUCUUCCCUCUUUCCCCCUCCCCCCUCCGCUUCUCGCCGCCUCUCAAUCUGUCUCAAACACCUACCCCUCCUCCGCCCGCUUUUGGUCGCAAUUCGCGAGGCUGUCAUCUGAGGUACUUCAAGCAUUUCGACUCCUUUCGCAUUCCCGCAUUCGUCAACUUCCACCGUCAACAAACUCCCGACUUGCUCGGAUAUGGCAGCGGCAUUUCGGCCGGUCAAUAUCGAGGUGAAGAAGGAGGACUCCACAAUGACGACCUCGCCUACGACCCCGACGCCUACCAAAGCCACUUUCGGUCAGCGCCCAUUGCCAUCGUCGCCGUUUCCACAAGCAGUUCAGAUUCCCGACAACAUUGAUGAGAAGAAAGGACCGCGGCGGGAAAGUUCGCAGAUUUCGAGAAAGUCGAGGGAUUCGAAUAUGGACGUGGAUGACACAGAUGGCGAAGGUCACGGAGAGGAUGGAUCAGAAGACGAGAGUAUCGACGGGUCGAAAUCAUCCAAGAAGAACAAGAAGUCGCAGCGCUUUUAUUGCACGGAUUAUCCCCCGUGCAACCUGUCUUUCACGAGGAGCGAGCAUUUGGCACGACACAUCAGGAAACACACUGGCGAGAGGCCCUUUAUCUGUUUCUGCCAAAGAAAGUUUUCGCGCCUCGACAAUCUUCGUCAACAUGCGCAAACUGUCCAUGUAAACGAGGACAUUCCGCCGGAAAGUCUGGCUGCUACGGGCACUAGAUUCCAACGCCAGAUUCGGACCGAGCGAGUUCGUCAACCAGGUCGGGCUCGCGCCUCAACUGCGGGGAGUGUAGGAGCCGCCCGAGGGCAUUCCAAGUCAUUAUCUACAUCGAGCAUAACCUCGAUAGGGUCCAAUUUUGGUAACAACCGGGAAGAAGUCAGAACAAGACGGCCUCCUCCUUUGGUGAUGGCCACAGACCAACGAUCAAGACUAUCCUUCGAGUCAUACCACAGCGGUGCCGAUAGCCAGUUUCCCAGCGACUUCAGCACGCCAACUUCGGCGACCUUCUCAACCGCUCAGAGCAGCCCCAGGUGGAGUGGAUCUGUCAUUGCGUCGCCCACUUCGUCCCAUUCUCGAUCUCAGAGCAUGUACACAGGGUCACGUACCCCUGGGAGGCGGUUGAGCGUUCCGUCGGGCAACCCUUUCUCCUCACCAAUUGGUGCAAGCCUGGGACGACCACUUUUUGGACCUGGAGCCAACAGUUCCAAUCAAGGCUCAUUCUCCCCAACUCUCAGUGUGACCUCCCCUACAUCAUCGGUCUUCUCCCGGCGCGAGUCAAAUUCAGCAGAGGAGGCGUGGAGGAGACGAACUUGGCACCCGGACUCUAGCAACAACUUCCAAGCCACGAGCAGUCGUCUAAGUAACGUUAUCACCCCAUCUCAGUUCUCGAAUUCGGUUCCUAUCGCGAACCCUGCCGCUCAGAGCACCACCGUGCGCCUUCCCGGCAUCGAAUCGUUCGAUCCCGUGCCACAUCGGCCAUCUUCACCUCCGAGACGCAUUCCUUCGCCAAUGCAUCUUGAUACUCUAGCACCUGUGGUCGAAUCGCGGACGGAGGAGAGACGGGGCAGCACUAACUGGGACGUUUCCCUCCAUCGAGGCCUUACCCGCCUCGAUAUUUCAACAUCGAACACGACACCACCCAGGGACGGGGCUGGGUCUUGGGCUCACGAGGUCAACCAGCUUGUCGAAGCAGAAGCUGACAGGGUGCGGCUCAACCCGCCAAUGGUUAGAUUCAAUGACAAUAUCAUCAUCGAGCGGAGCAAUCCGAGCAUGACCAUUGAAAACAAAUCAUUCCAUCAACACACCAUGUCCGCUCCGUCCAUCACCGGGAAGAGACAUGGUUGGUACAAUGGCCCCGUUACUGUGCACACGGAUGCCCCACCUGAGAAGAUGGCGCGGGUGGAACGGAUGGUUCAUCCAAAUAUUGGCGAGUUCGCAGGUUUUCCUGCUCGACAAAACGUGUCGCCGCAACAACCUCCCCGGUCUGACAACGCCACCGACCGAGACAACAUGUUGCGUCUCCAGGCACUCGUAGCUGUUGCUACGAGCGAGAAUAGUGCUACUGCUGCCUACUGAUGACAGGCAACACGGAACGCGCAUCAUUCGACGAGAAGCCUCUGGAAUCUCAUUCUACUAGAUCAUGACAUGGACUUCACCUAAUCUGAUGUCUCACAUGUUCCGCUAUCGCUACCAUUUUAUGACGUUGCUAUUUCCUAUGUCUUUGGCGGACUACACCUGCAUUUUACGACUGGGUUCAUUCUUAUAUGCGUCGGCGUUCAGGGGCUGGUUUGGAAUUUUGGGGAUAUACCCCUGGCAUCUACAUUCGCUGCAUAGUUUGGAAUCUCUUUAUGUCACGCUUAUGAUCAUUUUCUCACGACGUAUCUGGGUAUGACCAUUUUGUAUUUUUUUAGGCGGAGGUAUCAGAAUCUCUUAGGCACACUAGAUGUCUGUUGGCGUCGGCUCGGAUGCCGGACUUU
Messenger RNA from Pseudomassariella vexata, 2700 nucleotides. RefSeq lists its product as uncharacterized. NCBI's taxonomy places the organism in Eukaryota, Fungi, Ascomycota, Sordariomycetes, Amphisphaeriales, Pseudomassariaceae. The transcript has 3 exons. Gene Ontology annotation, biological process: regulation of transcription by RNA polymerase II. The coding region runs from base 407 to 2299 and encodes 630 amino acids. Gene Ontology annotation, molecular function: DNA-binding transcription factor activity, RNA polymerase II-specific; RNA polymerase II cis-regulatory region sequence-specific DNA binding. The record is from RefSeq and is a predicted model, not a curated record.